Molecule: messenger RNA, 783 nt
Organism: Centruroides sculpturatus (bark scorpion)
Lineage: Eukaryota; Metazoa; Arthropoda; Arachnida; Scorpiones; Buthidae
Exons: 2
Coding region: 1-783 (260 amino acids)
Source: RefSeq, a predicted model, not a curated record
AUGAAAAAUAGAGCAUAUCACGAGGGAAUGAAAUGUUCUCCCUACGAAGCAAUGUUUGGCUGUUCAAUGAAAAUAAGCCUUGCAACUUCAGCAAUCCCUAGUGAUAUGAUUAGAGUUAUAAGAUGUCAAGAAGAUUUAGAGAAGUUGUUGCAUUCGCAUGACAAUACGGAACAAAAUAAUAACAUCGAAAAUGCAAUCGAAGAGGACAAGGAAGAAAGCAAUGUUCAAAAUGAGUCAGAAGGGGAUAUAGACAAUAGCACUGUCAACGAUAAAACACAAAAAGAUGAAAUGAUUAUUACUGAGAAGAUGAAGGCGAAGCAAAGAACCGAUGAUUCCAAUGAAGUUCUUGUAACAAUAGAGCCAAUAUCAAAAAAGUUAGAAUCUGUAGUGACAAUAAGAAACAACGCAAAAGUGAGUUUGGAGAAACGAGCUGAAAAAAUGAAAGCUACGUCUGUUGAUAAAUAUCUAAAUGUGAAAAUUGGCCAAAAUGUAAGACUGAAAGUGCCCGAAAUUGACAAAACUAAAACCGACUCAAAAAGCGUUAUUGCAGUUGUAAUAGAUAUAAAGGAUAACGAGUUUUACCAACUAGGUACCAAAAUUGGAGAACUAAAGCAGCUUUAUACACAAAAUCAAUUUACCUCAUGCCCUGAAGACUUUAUCAAGAUAGAAGUUGUUAAAGAUAAAGAAGUGAGUCUUCGAGAAGUUGUCGCAAAAUUGUCUUUGACCGGAGGACUAGGUUUCAAGAAAUGCAACUGCCUAAAAAAAUGCGUAACGAAGAAGUGA